Molecule: messenger RNA, 7932 nt
Organism: Neospora caninum
Lineage: Eukaryota; Apicomplexa; Conoidasida; Eucoccidiorida; Sarcocystidae
Exons: 1
Coding region: 1-7932 (2643 amino acids)
Source: RefSeq, a predicted model, not a curated record
AUGGCUGACGUGUCCGGGAAUCCAUCGGGCCCUCCUCCGCUGUCCACGAUUUUCUCUGGACAGCGCGCCGGACCGCCUUCCCCCCAUGGAGGUUGCAUGCGAGACGAAGUCGAGAAGGAGGUCUUCUCUCCGACAGCCGCCUCUCAUCUCUCGCCGUCGCGACCUCUCGGGUUCUCUUCUCUAAAUGUCGCCGCCAAUUCAACUCCCGAUGCGACCCGUGCGGCGGCCGAGCUGGGUGUGCCUCCCUUUCAGUCGCGACCGCCAGUGAUUCCUCAGCUUCGGCUCGGGCUCCAGUCCCCCAAACCCCCAGAACAGCUGGCGGAACGGUCCGCUUUCUCUCCCCACGGCCCCGAGAGCCCUCGGGUGUCUCCGUCGUUAUCUGCGUCUCGCUUGGUGAAUCCAGGGUCCGGCAGCCUCGCGGCGUCGCCCCACCACGCGCCUCAGUUGGAACGCGUCUCUGAAGGCGGAUCUGCGCGACGAGGCGACUCUUCGUCGACUCUCUCUUCGAGGCGGCUGCCUCUCUCGCCCUCCAAGAGAAGGUAUGAAGACACCUUCUGCCCCUCUCCCUCGUCGGUGCGCGCGUUGCCGGGGCCGCGAGUUUGGUGGGCGCUCCCGGUGUUGGGCUCGACGGAGGUUGCGCCUCAGAGUCCCGCGGGAAGCUUCUCGGCUCUGAGGCGGCCAGAAGAUUCGCCUGGAUUUCUGCCUUCGUGCGCACACGGCGAGGCAGACGGGGAGUGCAGGUGUCUGUACGCUGCAGUGACGCAGGCGUUCCACGACCAGAUGCGAACGUCCGCGGCUUCGCAGCCGCUCCUCGCUGCGAUCGAGCAGUUUGCCGACAGUUCACUUCUCUGCCGUCUCGAGCCCAUCGCGGCGGGGUCCGGCUUCCCGCGCAGUCCAGCGGUGCUCUCGGACGUUCGCCGCCAGCAUGCCCUCGUUCUCUUCAACCCGCCUUCUGCGUGGUCUCCGCCGGAAGCGUUCUCAAUUCAGAAUCUCGUUCAAGUGUGCGCCGCUGUGGACUCGAAGCAAUCUGAGGCGGAACUCGUGGACAGUUUGCAAAGGCAACUCGCUGCGCAACAACAGCGGUUCGACGCGAUCCUCGAGAGCGACUUGACCCAGGGCGAGUUGAAACGCGAACUGUGGCGCAUGCAGCUGCUCCAGAUGCAGGACCAAGGCAGGCUCAAGAAACAGACGUCGAAACUCGCUGAGGCGCUCGAAGCCUGCACGGCGUUGUCUCUGCUCACUGGAGGGCUUGCGCCGUCUGCCGCGACGAGUCGACUGCCGGACGGCCCGCCCACGCCGCCUGCGGCCUUGUCCUCGCCGGGGCUUCCGCAGCGUCCCCACUCUCCCCGCCAGGUGUCGCAACUCGUCGCUCGCCUCCUCUGUCUCCUGCAAGAGGCGGUCGCUCUGGGGGAGACCACCGCUGCGCCGACUGCGGGCCCUGGACCCUCUGGGACGCGAGGGACGGACCGCCCUGAGGGGUUUCCGCGGCGGGAGGCGCGCGACGUGGGCGGAGGGAGACCGGAAGCUGCUAGCAGCGUCCCUUCUAGCCGAGCGGGCCGCGACGCGUCUUGUGCGGGACUGUCUCCGUGUGGGGUGGCGGCGCGGGACGCGCGCGGCGAAGGCGCCUCAGCUCGGUCGUUCUGUGGAUCGAGCGCGGGCCGAGGCGAGAAGGAAGAUGCUAGCCUGCACGAGCGCAUGCAGAGUCAGCAGCCCAGAGCGUGCGUCCCGCCUCUCUUUGGCGUGGGCGACGUCAGAAACAGGAAUCGCGGCGACGGCGUUCCGGCGUUCUUUCCGGGUAGCCCCGUGGGUGGCCGAGGACCCGAGAGUGGAGAUGCGAGUCGCAGAAGCCUCAGCAGCUUCAGCAGCAGCAGCUACUGCAGCAGCCAGAGCAACAUCACGACCUACAGAGGGAACCUGAGUGGCGACGAGGGCUCGUGUCCGCCUUCUGGGCGGCGAGCGGGGAGCGGGGCCUCUGGACUGGGCAACCCCGCGUUCGUCUCCACUUGGAAGGGCCGUCCAGCCUUUGUCCCGCGUCUUAAUCUCACCGGAGACGACUCAGAAGAGGAAGAGCCGGAGCGGGGACCUACAGAGGCAGGAGAAGCCGGCGGGGCGCCGGACCCGAAACCCGUGGGAGGGACAGAGAACGGCAGACUUGACGCGCAAGGCCUCGCGUUGCCCCAGAGGCAGAGCGACGAAGAGGACGGGAAAUCCGGCAGCGACAUGAAGGAAGACUUUUCUGAACUGCGAGACGAGGAGGCUUCGCAGCCGCCGCUAGGCGAGAGACGGCUCGACAGUGAUGCGUAUCACCAGGCGAGUCAGCGGGGCAGCGUGUGUGCUUCGGGUCUAUCGUCCGGCGAAGAGAGCCAAAGUUCGCGUGUUUGGGUCCUUGGCGAGAAAGACGGACCUGAGAGGCAGGCCUCCGCCCUCACUUUGUCCUCGGCAUGCUCUUGCAGUUCGCCCUCUCUCUGUCCAGAGACGGGGGGGGGCCAGGCCCUGUCUCCAGGGAGGUUCGGAGCCGGGAGAGACGCAAAUCCGGCGCAGCCCACAGACAGUCGGCGAGUGCCAGGGGAACAGGCCAAAAGCCGGGAGACGCUUGGAGCGGUUUGGAGUCUCCAGCAGCUCCUCCAGCAGAGACAGUCUCAAGGGAGUCUCCACAGCGGAUCUUCCAGCUUUCGGAUGGCCCUCGGCUCGCCUCUGGACGCCCCACAGAUCGCGGCCGUGGCGGCAGACUCGGGGGCUCCUGCAGUGGACGCGUCGGUCCUCGCGGCGGGCGCCGAGGCCAAGGAGAGACACAGAGAACAGAGCGGGGCGAGCUUGGUGUUGACGCCUUCGAGUGCGGGCUCCAGUGAUGCUCGACACGGUCCCACACGGGGCUACAGCGCCGGAAGCAGCAGCGUCUUCAGUUCGUUCACGGAAGACGUCUCGCGAAUCAGUUCGGAGAUGUCCGCCAGCAUUGCCUACGACGCCGCACAGACCGUCUUCAGUCGAGCGAACAGCGUUCUCAGCCCCUCUUCGGGUGCAUUCGCUGCGGCGGUCGGCUGCGCUCCUGCCUCUUCUUCGCGUCAGGCCCUGGCGAAUCGCGACGACGGAGAAGCCAUGGACUGGCAAGAAGAGACGCGUGAGGAAGGUGCCCACGCGAGGGAAGUCUCGAGACAGCCCCCGGUUCCGCGCCUGAAGCUCGGCGGCUCAGGAGACCCGGGGAUUCCGCCGCAGGCGAACGCAUGCGGACGCGAAGCUGGCGCGACGGCGAGUGCAGAGGGGGUGCCCGAGACGCCGAGCCGAGAUUCAGGGAAAGAGUGCAGGAGGCCACCGCCUCUUUCUUGUCUGGAGGGAAAACUGGCUGCUGACGAGACGGUUGGACAGCUGCGCUGGAGAGACGGCAGAGACUCGCCCGUCGAGGCUCCAGGCCGCGCAAGCGGAUUUGGAGCCUCGCAGCCGAACGCGGAGGCGGGGGCCUUGGCUGCGAGUUGCCUUGAGACGAAUGGAGGCGACGAAAACGCCAAGGCGUGUUUGAGCUCUCCACCGACGUUGCCUGCGAGUGCCACCGGUACAGAGCGGAAAGAGUCCUUCACUGAAGCUCCGGCUGAGACGCGUGAGACAGAGCGAGGCGCAGGGCGCGCAUGCAGCGGCCGUGCUCUGAGACCCAGUUCCCCUGCGGUCUCCGUCUCGUCGUGCUCCUCGCCCUCAGUCGCAGAGCUGAGGCGGGCCUUCGAAAGCGGGCAGAUGUGGGGAGGCGGAUCCGCAACCUCUUCCCCUGUGAGGACCCCCUCCAUGCCGGCGGCUUCGGGGCCCCGGCGAGGCUCCACAGGCUCCUGGCGUUUUCGCCGCACAGGCUCCAGUCCCCAAGGCGGCAUCUGUGCUUCGCCUGUUCCCCUUCUGUCUCUCCCCUCGGUCGCGGGCGAUCCCGGUACCGCUGCAGCUAGUCCAGCUUCCGGCCCUAGACCCCACGAUUCGAGAGCGAAGGGUGCGGGCCCAACUAGCGAAGCGAAGGCGACUCGCGCCCCGUGCCCUCCGUACCCCGCUGCGGACAGCGCCUCGGCUCCAGGACGGGGCUCGGAGACACACCGGGGAUUCGACUCGUCUGGGACAGAAAGCAAACGCCCGGCGGGUGAGCCACAUUUGGUGGGCGGAGGCGAGAAGAGAGGAGACACGGGAAAGAGCACGUCGAGGCGAGAAGAAAGGGGGGCGAGAGAAGGGCCGCCUUCUGCAGGUGGUGCCGUAAAGGACGGUCGCGUCCCAGCUUUCUCCCGCGGUUCUCUCUUUCCUUCUCACUCCGAGGCAAGCUGUACAGAUGCGCGCAGUCGAGGGCCAAACGAGCCGGCGGGAGCUCGAGACGGCGAAGAGACGCAGAAAGUCGCUGCAGCCACUUCGCCGAACGAACCGUGCGGAGACCGGCAAGGGGAGAUUCGUAGAUCUGACUGCCUUGAAGGCCUCGAGCGGGAGGGUUCCCAGAGCAGCCACUACGCGCUCCAGAACGGCGACCAGCAGCAGGAGAACGAACUGGAGACGGAAGCCAAGGCGACAGAUCGGUCUCGACACUCGGUCUCCUCGCCGGGGUCGACGGGGCCGCGGCUGUCCUCUUCGCACAGCUCGGGGUCUCCGCCCUCCAGUCCUCUGCGUUCUUUACAAUGUCAACAGCCCCCCCUGGGCGUCGCAGAGAAGGAUGCGCGAACUGAACUCCCUGCAGGCACGAACCCGCGUGGCGCGGGAGGUGAGGGCCUCGAAGGUUCCGUGCCUUCCGGUUCCCCCCCUCUGCCGAGUGAAGAGAAAAGAAACAAGUCCCAGAGCGAGGCAGGACGCGACUCCGCAUGGAAUGAGGGAUCAGAGCCAAGCCCAGAGAAGCCAAAUGGUGCAGGCGAGGCGCGAGAGACGACAUCCAUUGCCUUUCCAGCGUGCGUGGCGAUGACCUACGACGGUUCGAACGCCUCGCUCUCUGGCUGUCCAACUGCGGGCGGGUUUAUCGACGCUCAACAGCGGAGCGAGGAGCUGCGUUCCCUCGGCGUCGAUCCGGCGCUCGUCUUUCCACACCAACCAGGCAAGAGGCUCUUUUCCGAGGUGGAAGAUAAGAACGUCUCGAGACUGGUGACCGGCGACUUCGCCGCCGCUGAAGACGGGUACGAGGUGAUGGACUUGGGAGAGACCGGAGAAAGCGCGCAGGAAGGAGACCUUGACCACGAAGUGGAGAAGCCAGAGUUGCAUUUUUGGGGUGUCGAGACACCUGACGGCUGCGAGAAGGUCGCCUACGGCUGGUCUGCUCCGGUGCCGCAUCAGUCACCCCUGAGUCGUCCCCUGCUUCCAGGAAAGACCGGCACAGCUAGCCAGCAGCACUGGGCCGACCGCGCCGCAGUGUGGUCGCGCGGAACCGAAGACAUGCGACCGCAAGAGACCGUGCGAGGAGACGAGGAGCGGCUAGGCGGUUGGGGAGCGCCGGGUGCCGCAGGAAAGCCAGAGGCAGCGGGCGCGGGCUCUUCGUCUCAAAGCCUUUUCGGAGAAGGCAGGCCGUUGGAAGAACCGCUGAGGGCGGCGUCGUUCGUGGUCAAGACGGAUGUACGCUCGCCUUUCCCACCCGCGCCGGAAGCGCAUGCAGGAGCGCCGUUGCUAGAAAGCUCAGGAGGCAGCGGGGCCGCAGGUGACUUGAGUUUUACCGGAGGCUUCGAUGCAUGCGACGGCGCCGAAGCGGCGACUCAAGAGGCAGCCAGGAGCGCGCAUGCGCGCACCGCUGGGAGCAGAGAGGCGGGAGAAGAGCCAGGUGCCCUGGCAGGCCUUCUCGCCACAACGGCGCCUGAAGCCGCGUCGGACGCGCCGGGAUUCGAGCGCCCCUCGAGUUUCGGUUCCACGUGUGCUUUGACUUACAGGGCGCCGCCAGAAGCCGGCGCGUUAGGGGUAACUGAGGGCGCGACAGCCAGAGAAGACGCGAGGGCUCGGGGAAGUUUAGGUUCCGGAGCGUCUGUGCCCAUGGAGCGACUGGUUCACGGCGUUUCGCUUCACUUGUGUCGCGACGGCGAUGGGAUCCGCCAUAGAAGUCCUCCAGAGAGCGGGUAUUCCCCCUUUCCGGAGGUUCUAAACGGCAGAACAGGGGUGCACGACGCUGGACAAGGCGCCCGCGAAGCCGCGGAGCACCGGAGAGCGGCUUCGUUGGAAACGCAGGCCCCCACUUGGGAUGGGUCCGCCGUUUCAGGGCAUGCCCCGGCAGUCUCGAACCCGGGAUGGAGACUCGCGACUGGCGGCGAGGGGCGACGGGUGGAGCAACAAAGGGUGGCGGAGAGACCGCGAACUGGGACAGGGUCGGCGACCGCGUGGAAACCAGAGCAGGCUACGCCCGUGCGGGGCACUUCAACGCAUGCUACACCGGGGCCCCGGUGCGUUUCCUCUUCAGCUUUGCUGUCGGCGCUCCUCAAUCCCCCCUUCGAUCCCAUUCCGGCGGAUCUGCAUUUGCUCCUGGCGAGUGCGAGCAGCGAAUCGGGAAGUCUAAACGCGGAGAGCGAGUUGAGCAGUUUGUCCGCGUCCGAGUCGUCGACUCUCUCCCUUCCGCUUCAAGAACGGUCGACUGGAGCGGCACACGCCGGGGUUCCUCUGAGUCCUCCGAAUCUUCCGUUGGACGUAAAGCGAGAGACAUUCCCUACGAAAGAGGCGACACUCGCCAACCUGCUUCCGCUCUCCCGGUGCGAGAGGGGACAGGAGAGAUCCGUGUCCGCUACGGCGCCGCUUCCCGCGGAGGAUUUCCCGGGCGCCCACCAGGCGGACGCGUUCCAGCGUCAGCAAGGCGCUUUCGCGAGCCUCGAACGCCAGGCGGAGCCGUAUCGAGGGGCGACUGUCUCUCCACAAACUCAGAUCUCCGGGCUCUCAGUCCCCUGGUCCUCUUCUCCGGGAACCGCCACGGGGGAAAACCCCAGAUCCGGCCCCCGCCAGUUCAUGGACCACGCCCGCCUGCCGCGCCCCGCUCAAGUUGUUCCUGUGGUGCCUGGUCAGCCGGCUGACGGGGACCGACCGGUGCCGAGUGGACUCGGUCUCGACGCCCCGCCCGGCCUCCAAGGCGCUUCCCAAGGCGUCGAGCAGCUGGUGUAUGGCACCGGUUCCGAAACAGGGAGAGGUCUUUUUGCGCCGGUGUCGCUUCUCGCCCAAGCUGCAAAUCCUCUCCACUUUCCACAGGCAACUCAGAGGCCGAGUGUGCCGCAAACAGGCUUCUCCGAGCUCACCGGCUUUCGACAGACGUCUUGCGCCGCACUGGGAGGCGCGGGAGGAGUCCUCAGAGGAGGUCCACAGACAGCUGGACGCGUGGAGACGCUUUCUCAUUUGGGACUGCGUGGCGCGCCAGACUUUCCAGGAGGCGUUCGGGGCGAGAGCGCCGGCGGCCGAGGGACGGGCUCUCGCGCGUGUCAGGGACUGCCAGCCCCCCUGCGAAGAGCCCCCGCCGGAUUUCCCCAGCCCUUUCCUUUCCGGACAAUGUCACAGCAGCAAGUGCAAGAGAAUCUGCAGCGACAGAUUCUCUUGACCGCAUCUCGCGGAGAACUCAUCGGGGCCCCAAGAGGCAAUGCGCAUCUGUCCCCGGUCGCUGGGAACCCGGCGGGGACAGAGAGGACGGAGACGGAACGACGAGCCGGCGCGGCGCCAGGACGCACUCUCGAGUUCCGGGAUCCGGGCCAACAGGCCCAGACAGGGUUGACGCACGCGGCUGCGGGCGGCAGGGGGGACUCAGGAGGCGCGUGGCGCAACCUUGUUCUGCCUCAGGAGCCACAGAGCCUCGCUCGCGCGCAACUCCUGCAGCAGCAGCUCCUCCUCCAGAGACCGAUGGAGCGGACACAGGUGUCUCGUCUCGCGGGCCAAGUGACCCCCGGGGACCACCGGGGGGACGUGAACAGACAGGGAACGGGCACGGGAGGCGAAGGCGGCCGCGCAACGGCGGCUCGACAGCCCGGACAGGGGGCGUGUUAG